Leptopilina heterotoma is the source of this 2423-nucleotide messenger RNA. RefSeq names its product ATP-binding cassette sub-family F member 1. The coding region runs from base 422 to 2320 and encodes 632 amino acids. NCBI's taxonomy places the organism in Eukaryota, Metazoa, Arthropoda, Insecta, Hymenoptera, Figitidae. Gene Ontology annotation, molecular function: ATP hydrolysis activity; ATP binding. The transcript has 5 exons. The record is from RefSeq and is a predicted model, not a curated record.
UAAUCAAAGUAAAUAAAAUAAAAAAAAAUCAGUAAUUUAACAGUUAAUCAGUGUGUAACAUUUUCAGUUAAUGUUAUUUGUUUCUUUUUUGAACAAGAGAAUUGUACUGAGAGACCUGUCAUUCUUUUCCAUGUGUUUGUGUCGUUUGUGUAUCCGUGUGUGAUUCUAAAACUGUCACCGUUUGUGACAUACUUAGGUUAAACUCUCCUGUUUUUAUUAAUAAUACAAACUCUUUUUAAACUUAAGUUAGAAUUUUGUUUGUAAGAAUAUUUUUAGUAAAUUUAGCAUUGAAAAGUGAAGUACAACAUUUUUUGUUCUUGAAACAAAAGUGAACAAAAGUUUUUAGAGGUUAGGUGGCGCCACGUGCUUAAACGAGCACGUUCUCGAAGAAGCUGUCCAGGUUCUUAAUAUAAUAAAAAUAAUGUCUACUAACAGUAAAGUAUCUGAGGUUACGGAAAAAAUAUCCGACAUGGAUAUUGAAGAGCCGACGAAAAAGUUGACACAUAAGGAAAAGAAGAAAUUGAAAAAACAACAAGAAUAUGAGAGAACUUUGGAAAUGAUGACCAAGACUGGUGGACAGGGUCACAGUGAAUUGGAAUCAAAUUUCACGGUUUCUCAAAGUGCUCCUCAAACACGUGGUGCACAACAAUUGGAUAAUGCCGUUGAUAUUAAAGUGGAAAAUUUCAGUAUUGCAGCUAAGGGUAAAGAACUUUUUUCCAAUGCCAGCUUGCUCAUUGCUCAGGGUAGACGAUAUGGUCUCGUUGGUCCAAAUGGACAUGGUAAAACGACAUUGUUGCGUCAUAUUCAAAAAAGAGCUUUCGCGAUUCCACCGAAUAUCGACGUUCUUUAUUGUGAACAGGAAGUUGUCGCCGAUGAUACGCCAGCUGUGGAGAAUGUCCUCAAUGCCGAUGUUAAAUGCAAGGAAUUACAAGCCGAAUGUAAACAACUGGAGGAGAAAGCAGAGCAGGGUGAUGAAUCCGUUCAAUCCCGACUGCAGGAAGUUUAUGAAGAAUUAAAGGCAAUUGGCGCCGAUUCAGCGGAACCGCGAGCACGACGAAUUCUAGCGGGUUUGGGAUUUUCCCGUGAAAUGCAAAAUCGAGCAACGAAAAAUUUCUCCGGUGGUUGGCGAAUGCGUGUCUCAUUGGCGCGUGCACUUUUUCUUGAGCCAACAUUACUUUUACUUGACGAACCAACGAAUCAUUUGGAUUUAAAUGCCGUUAUUUGGCUCGAUAAUUAUCUGCAAUGCUGGAAAAAGACAUUAUUAAUAGUUUCUCACGAUCAAAGUUUCCUCGACAAUGUUUGCACGGAUAUUAUACAUUUGGAUCAAUUGAAAUUAUUUUACUACAAGGGAAAUUAUAGUAUGUUUAAGAAAAUGUACGAGCAAAAACGAAAGGAAAUGAUAAAGGCUUAUGAGAAGCAGGAGAAGAAAAUUAAGGAUCUCAAAGCGGCUGGACAGAGUAAAAAGCAAGCGGAGAAAAAACAAAAGGAAGUACUCACGAGGAAACAGGAGAAGAAUCGUACGAAAAUACAGAAACAAGAGGAGGAUACAGGACCACAGGAAUUGUUACAAAAGCCUAGGGAUUAUAUUGUUAAAUUUAGCUUUCCUGAUCCACCGCCUCUUCAGCCACCGAUUCUUGGUCUUCAUAAUGUGACAUUCGCUUAUGAUGGACAAAAGUCACUUCUAAUUGAAACCGAUUUUGGAAUUGAUUUGAAUUCCCGUGUUGCCAUUGUCGGACCCAAUGGAGUGGGAAAAUCAACCUUCUUAAAACUCUUAAUGGCUGAUUUAACUCCCAUGAAAGGAGAAUUAAUAAAAAAUCACCGUCUGAGAAUAGGAAGAUUUGAUCAGCACUCGGGUGAGCAUUUAACGGCAGAGGAAACACCAUCGGAAUAUUUAAUGCGCCUUUUUGAUUUGCCUUAUGAAAAAGCGCGAAAACAAUUGGGAACAUUUGGUCUCAGUUCACAUGCUCAUACAAUUAAAAUGAAAGAUUUAUCAGGAGGACAAAAGGCGCGUGUUGCGUUGGCUGAACUUUGUUUAAAUGCACCUGACGUCGUGAUUCUUGAUGAACCGACAAAUAAUUUAGAUAUUGAAUCAAUUGAUGCCUUGGCCGAAGCAAUUAAUGGAUAUAAGGGCGGAGUUAUUAUUGUAACUCACGACGAGAGACUAAUAAGAGAAACUGAUUGUUGUCUCUAUGUCAUUGAAAAUCAACAAAUCAAUGAAAUUGAUGGUGAUUUCGAUGAUUAUAGAAAAGAAUUACUCGAGAGUUUGGGAGAAGUGGUUAAUAAUCCUAGUAUAGCUGCUAACGCCGCAGUGCUUCAAUAAUAUAUUUUCAUAAUCCAUUAAAAAAAAAAAAAAUUAAAUUAAAAUUUGUAUCAUAUUUCGAAACAAAAUAGGAAAAAAAAAAUUUGAUUCUAUAAACUAGAAA